AGGUAUGCAAAACUAGAGUAGAUAUAUAUAUCAAGAGCAAAGUGCUCAAAAUAAUUACUUUUUUUAUCAGAUAAGUGACCAAUGUAUUUGCAAUUAAACUUUUGUUUAUAGUGUAAGUUCUACAAAAUCCAACAAAAUCACACUUUCAAUUCAAACAAGGAAAGUAAGAUGAAAUGAAUAGACUUGUAAUGUUCGUGAAAGGACUUUUGGGUAAAUCGUUUUGCUGGGGGAUUAUGGUGGCCUCGUUUACGUGGAUAAUUACAAUUUUAUUGUACUUUCAUCUUACAAAAGAGACCUUUCGGGGUUUUGUGCCAAACAAUUACCCUAGGGCACAAGCAUUUGAAGGAUUUAGUUCCACAUACAUUCCAAUUGUCAACAAUCAGCAAAAGAACCACGAAGAAAGAUUUACUUCGGAUCAGAUUCCCACGAAGCAUUCCGUCAAUCCAUUAGUGUCCAAACAUGCAUUUAUACAAAGAUUAGGUAAUGUCAACAGAUAUGGAGUAAUAAAAAAUCUAGAUGACCAACAUAUUAGAGAUUUAGGUUACAAAAAUCAUGCAUUUAACGCAUUAGUCAGCAAUAAUAUUGGAUUAAGUCGUGACAUUCCAGAUACUCGGCAUAAAAUAUGCCAAAAGCAAAUUUAUGAUGAAGAACUUCCAAGCGCUACAAUAAUAAUGUGCUAUUACAAUGAACACAAAAUGACUUUAUUGCGUUCCAUUAAGUCCAUAUUGGAUAGAACGCCUAUAAAAUAUCUUAAAGAAAUUAUUCUAGUCGAUGACUUUAGUGAUGUCCCAGACCUAUUAACUGGACUCAUUGAAGAAAUACGUAAAUUUGAUCAUGAUCAUAAAGUCAGAUUAUUAAGAAAUACACAAAGAGAAGGUCUGAUACGAGCGCGUGUCAUUGGUGCUAGAAAUUCCACAGGCGAUAUUCUUGUUUUCCUAGACAGUCACAUUGAAGUGAAUAAAGAUUGGAUAGAACCUCUUUUGCACAUAGUUAAACAUGAAAACUCAACGCUUGCAGUUCCCGUAAUAGAUAUUAUCAAUGCCGAUACUUUUCAGUAUACAUCAAGUCCUCUAGUAAGAGGUGGAUUUAAUUGGGGAUUACAUUUUAAGUGGGAAAAUCUUCCAGAUGGCACUUUGAAGGACGAGAAUUCCUUUUCGGGACCAUUUAAGUCGCCCACAAUGGCUGGAGGACUCUUUGCUGUUGACAGGCUAUAUUUUCACCAUAUUGGCGAAUAUGAUAUGGGUAUGGAUAUCUGGGGUGGGGAAAACCUUGAAAUAUCAUUUCGAGUGUGGCAGUGUGGAGGCGCUAUUAAGAUAAUGCCAUGUUCUCGAGUGGGUCAUAUAUUUCGAAAGCGACGACCAUAUAGCUCCCCAGAAGGUGUCAAUACAAUGCUUAAAAAUUCACUCCGUCUAGCCUAUGUUUGGAUGGAUGAAUUUAAGGAUUACUACAUUAAGCAUGAAAAUAUCGCUCGAUUUUUUGAUUUCGGUGACAUUAAGGAACGCCUUGAACUGAGAGAGAAAUUAAAAUGCUCAAAUUUUACUUGGUACAUGCAUAAUGUUUAUCCAGAGCUAGAUUUACCCGGUGAACAUAAAAAAUCAAGUAAAAACUCAAAAUCAAUAUUUCAACCUUGGCAUUCCAGGAAACGAAAGUACACAAGUAGUUUUCUAAUGCGACUUUCGGGCACAAACUUAUGUGCUUCAGUGGUUGGACCUAAAGUAAAUGGUUUCUACAAAAAAGGAAGCAUGAUCACUUUACAGACUUGUAUGAAAGCAAAGAAUCAAAUAUGGUAUGAAACAGAAAAAUCAGAAAUUAUUUUGGAUAAGUUGUUGUGUUUGGAAGCAUCGUUAAGCUCAAAUUAUGCAUAUCCAGUACUUGGAAAAUGUCACGAGAUGCUAGGUGAUCAACAAUGGAGGCACACAAGCUCUGAAAGUAGUCCUGUAUACAAUAUGGCAACUGGAACUUGUAUAAAAGCAUCAGAAGUUAGUGAAGGAGCUACGCUUAAACUGGAUUUGUGCACGAAAAAUGUCCCAAAUGCUUGGGACAUAAUCUCAAUGGAAUAAGAAUUGUUAUUAAUUAUUAUAUAAUUAAUAUACAUAAUUAUUUUUAGUAAGUUAAAAUUCUCUCUAUGUAUAGAUUAAUUUUGUAAGACUUGUACUAUAAACUUUUGUUAAAUAGAAAAUAUUUACAAAUUUGUUAGAAA
Eupeodes corollae is the source of this 2200-nucleotide messenger RNA. It is a transcript of the gene Pgant35A, whose product is annotated as polypeptide N-acetylgalactosaminyltransferase 35A. Bases 174 to 2060 code for a protein of 628 amino acids. Gene Ontology annotation, biological process: regulation of Notch signaling pathway. NCBI's taxonomy places the organism in Eukaryota, Metazoa, Arthropoda, Insecta, Diptera, Syrphidae. Gene Ontology annotation, cellular component: Golgi apparatus. The transcript has 8 exons. The record is from RefSeq and is a predicted model, not a curated record. Gene Ontology annotation, molecular function: Notch binding.